AUGCCAAAAGGCCCCAGCACCCCACCCCCGCCGCACCCCAAGAAAGUGCACGGGUUCGUCGACGACGACGCGCCACUAGACGACUACGAGAACGCCGUGGCGGAUCGCGAGAGCCAGGAUAUCCACCGGCUCGCGGACGAGCCGAAUGUUGCUGCCGCACGCAGGGCGAAUAAGCCCGAGGUGCCGAAUUCCACGAAGACGGGGAAGCAUAAGGGGACGACGGGGUCGAAGUAUAGGUCACAGUGAGCGAGUCCGAGCUCGAGCCUCACUCGUUCUCUUAUUUUUGUUUCAUGAUGAGGGUUUGAUGAUUCGGGGUUCUAAAGGGUUUUGUUGGUGUAGGGCUCAUUUCUUCUUGGGGGUGUGAGUGGGAGUGUGGUUUAGUGUUUUAUGGAACGAG
This is a messenger RNA of Aspergillus calidoustus, 397 nucleotides long. The record is from the annotation of a GenBank genome assembly. NCBI's taxonomy places the organism in Eukaryota, Fungi, Ascomycota, Eurotiomycetes, Eurotiales, Aspergillaceae.